Messenger RNA from Danio aesculapii, 5396 nucleotides. It is a transcript of the gene myo3a, whose product is annotated as myosin IIIA. The transcript is spliced from 33 exons. The record is from RefSeq and is a predicted model, not a curated record. Gene Ontology annotation, molecular function: ATP binding; cytoskeletal motor activity; protein kinase activity. The coding region runs from base 27 to 4952 and encodes 1641 amino acids. Gene Ontology annotation, cellular component: myosin complex. NCBI's taxonomy places the organism in Eukaryota, Metazoa, Chordata, Actinopteri, Cypriniformes, Danionidae. Gene Ontology annotation, biological process: protein phosphorylation.
AUCCCAAUGUUGUUAAAUUCUUUGGGAUGUUCUACAAGAAGGAUGUCAAGACUGGAGACCAGCUAUGGCUAGUGCUAGAGCUGUGCAACGGAGGCUCUGUUACAGAUCUGGCUAAAGGUAUGCUAAAAAGAGGAGAUCGCAUGGAGGAAGCCAUCAUAGCCUUUAUUCUACACGAAGCUCUCAUGGGCCUUCAGCAUUUGCACGUCAAUAAGACCAUCCAUCGAGAUGUCAAGGGCAACAAUAUCCUGCUCACCACAGGGGGAGGAAUAAAGCUGGUUGACUUUGGGGUUUCAGCCCAGCUCACAAACACCCGACUAAGGAGGAACACUUCUGUGGGAACGCCCUUCUGGAUGGCUCCUGAGGUCAUCGCAUGUGAGCAGCAGCUGGACUCCACAUAUGAUGAGCGCUGUGAUGUUUGGUCUUUGGGAAUCACAGCGAUAGAGCUGGGGGAUGGAGACCCGCCUCUUGCCGAACUUCAUCCAAUGAGAGCUCUCUUCAAAAUCCCAAGAAAUCCUCCACCCACUCUACACCAGCCAGAGCUCUGGUCAAACGACUUUAACGAUUUCAUACACAAGUGUCUGAUAAAGGAUUUUGAGCUCAGGCCCAAUGUGCUUGACCUUCUUCAGCAUGUCUUCAUCAAACAGAUUGUGGGCCGAGAGAAGACGCUGCAGAAGCAGCUGAUGGAGCUCAUCGACCUCAACCAGCAAAUGGGCGUCAUUGAGAAAACAAGGCAUGAGCGUAUCCACACCAAAAAAAACAGCUACAUGAAGUCUCAAAGUCAAACGUGUGAUGACGCUGAUGAUCUGGCAACCCUAGAGGUUCUAGAUGAAAACACAAUCACUGAACAGCUACAGAGACGUUACACAAAGGAGCAGAUCUACACCUACGUCGGAGACAUCCUUAUAGCGGUCAAUCCAUUUCACAAAACUGAGUUAUACACACCUGAGCAUACUAAGAGUUAUGUUGGCACCAAACGAACAUCAAACCCUCCACAUAUAUACGCAGUGGCAGACAUUGCGUAUCAGUCCAUGGUCUCCUAUAAUGCAGAUCAGUGUAUUGUUAUCAGUGGAGAGAGCGGCGCUGGGAAAACAGAGAGUGCUCACCUGCUAGUCCAACAGCUGACCGUCCUUGGAAAGGCCAACAAUCGGACCCUCCAGGAGAAGAUUUUGCUGGUCAACAGUUUGGUGGAGGCGUUUGGAAAUGCCUGCACUGUGAUCAAUGAUAACUCCAGUCGCUUUGGCAAGUAUCUGGAGAUGAAGUUCACCUGUGGUGGGACAGUAGUGGGAGCUCAGAUCUCUGAUUAUCUGCUGGAGAAGUCUCGAGUUGUACAUCAUGCAGUAGGGGAACGUAACUUCCACAUCUUCUAUUACAUCUACGCCGGACUGGCAGAAAGGAAGAAACUCGGCCAUUACAAGCUGUCAGACAGCAAAACUCCAAGGUAUCUCCACAAUGAGAAUGUUAAAUUAGUGCCUGACAUUGUGGGCAAUGCCUUCUAUAAGGAGCAGUUUGAGACUGUGGAGCAGUGCUUCAAAGUCAUCGGCUUCACCCUAGAGGAGCUGGGGAGUGUUUACGGUAUCUUAGCUGGGAUCCUGAAUGCAGGAGAUGUCGAGUUCACGUCAGUGGCUUCAGAACAUCAGACGGACAAAAGCAACAUUUCCAACAUGGCAGUACUAGAAAGCGCUGCGUCGCUGCUGUGUAUCCGUGCAGAUGAGCUACAGGAGGCUCUGACCUCUCACUGUGUGGUCACUCGGGGCGAAACCAUCGUAAGGUCAAACACAGUGGAGAAGGCUACAGAGGUGCGGGAUGCUAUGGGUAAAGCACUGUAUGGACGCCUGUUCAGCUGGAUCGUCAACCGCAUCAACUCUCUGCUCAAACCAGACAACCAAUCAGGGGAGGAUGACAAGGGUCUGAACAUCGGCAUCCUGGAUAUCUUCGGCUUUGAAAACUUUAAGAGGAACUCUUUCGAGCAGCUCUGCAUCAACAUCGCCAACGAGCAGAUCCAGUUCUACUUCAACCAGCACAUCUUCGCCUGGGAGCAGGAUGAGUAUCUGAACGAAGAUGUGGACGCUCGAGUGAUUGAAUACGAAGACAACCGGCCGCUGCUGGAUCUGUUCCUUCAGAAGCCCAUGGGCAUGUUAUCGCUCCUGGAUGAGGAGAGUCGCUUUCCUCAAGCAACUGAUCAGACCCUCGUCGAGAAAUUUGAGGAUAACUUAAAGUCCAAAAACUUCUGGAGACCAAAGAGGGUUGACCUGGGCUUUGGAAUCCAUCACUAUGCAGGCAAGGUGAUCUAUAAUGCCAGCGGCUUCCUGGCUAAGAACAGAGAUGCUCUGCCUGCUGAUAUUGUUCUUCUGCUGAGGUCGUCAGAGAACGAACUGACCCGUAAACUGGUUACGCACCCGCUCACUAAAACAGGUAAUUUGGCUCACACUAAAGGCAAAGCUGUGGGCUCUGCUCGAAUGGGCACACAACAAUCACAGCGCUUUGCCAAGACGGAGAGCACUGGAGACACCACACAUCACCCCAGAGAGACCACCAACAUGAAGACUCAAACUGUAGCGUCAUACUUCAGAUAUUCUCUAAUGGACCUGUUAUCAAAGAUGGUGGCCGGUCAGCCUCAUUUUGUUCGAUGCAUAAAACCCAACAAUGAUCGUCAAGCCCACAAGUUUGACAGGGAAAAGGUUCUGAUCCAACUACGCUACACUGGUAUUCUAGAGACGGCCAAGAUCCGCAGACAAGGCUACUCUCAUCGCAUUCUCUUCAACAACUUCAUCGAAAGGUACUCCAUAUUAGCAUUUAGAGCUAAUGAAGAGCCAGCAAUCAGUCCUGAGACGUGUGCUGUUAUUUUAGAGAAGGCCAAACUAGAGAACUGGAUUUUGGGGAAGACAAGGUUUGUCUUUCUGAAAUAUUAUCACGUGGAACAGCUGAAUCUGAUGGUCAGGCAGACCACAGACCGGAUUGUUCUAGUUCAGGCGUAUGUACGGGGCUGGAUGGCAUUCAAGCGAUACUGUUUGAUGAAGGAAAAGAGAGAACAAAGUGCUGUGGUGUUACAGUCAGCUUACAGAGGACACAAGGCUCGGAAAAGUUUGGCUGAUGACAGAAGCAAAGCAAAGUCUGAAAUAGUUUUCACCCAACUUCAAGCUUGGUGCAGAGGAUAUUUGGCAAGGCAGAAUUACAAGGAGCUACUAGAUGAGAAGAACAAAGCUGCCGCAAAGAUCCAGGCCCAUUACAGGGGACAAAAAGAGAGGAAGAGUUUCAAGAGGAAAAAGGAAGCCAUGCUGAAGGAAAACACUGAGAAGACAGAAGGAGUCACGGAGGUCCCUUUAGAAUCAGACGAUCCUGUUUCAGAGGAACCACCACAGGAAGGAGGUGAAGUGGAAAUGGAUGAUGCUGAUGAAAAGGCAGCUGUGGUCCUCCAGAGCAACUACCGAGGUUACAGAGAAAGGAAGAAAUUCAAGGAGCGUCGGGAACAGAAUAAGACCUUGACCGGAGACGAGCUGGAUGCUUCAUCAUCCACCCCUGAAGAAAUGACUUCUGGAGAAGAUCUGGAAGCUACACAAGAGGACACGCAGGAGAGUGUUGAGGAAGAGAGGAAGGAGGCUGAGGAAAGUGGAGGAGAUGAAGACCCUGAACAGGAAGCCAAGGCAGCCACUGUUCUCCAGAGCAACUUCAGAGGUCAUAAGGAACGUAAAAGACUCCAAGAGGAAGGAAAGAUACCAGUUAGAGGAAAGAAGGAGAUUAAAAGUCCUACAGAUGAGGAGGAGCUUCCUAUUCCAGAUCCACCGCCUCCUGAAGAACUGAUGGAGUUUACAGAGGAAAUGGAAUUUACUGAAGUAAGUCCAUCAGGAGAGGAAGAUGAGGCCAAAGCUGCUGUGGUCCUUCAGAGCAACUUCCGUGGCCACAAAGAAAGGAAAAGACUCCAGGAGGAAGGAAAAAUCCCAAAGAAAAAGACUAAAGAGGAUGUGGACGAUCCAGGAGCUUCAGAACCAGACAUCGCCAUCGAAGAGCUUCCACCGCCUCCUUUAGAACUUGAUCAAGAGCUAGACUCUAGUCCAUCAGGGGGAGAUGAAGAACACGCUGCCACUGUUUUACAAAGCAAUUUCAGAGGACACCGGGAGAGAAAGAGACUGAGAGCUGAGAAAGAAGAAGCCACAGGAGGAGGCCAAAGCACAGGAGACAUGGAGGAGCAGGAGAACAAAGACAUUCUAGACAUUACAGAUGUUCAGCUGGAACGGAGGGAGGAAGAGGAGGAAGGACAGUACGAUGAGGAGCAGGCAGCCAUUAAAAUCCAGAGCAAUUUUAGAGGCUAUAAAGACCGAAAGAACCUGAAAGCUACAUCGCAAAAACAAGAUGAGGAAGUGGAGUCACUCUUCAAACAGGUAACCAAGGCCUCUGAAGACUACCUUUCCCUUCAGAAGAAGUUAAAUGAAAUCAUCCUCGCCCAUCAGCUUAACCCCAGCAAAAAUGGCAUGUUUGUGAAAGGACAACCCAUGAAUGGUUACAUGGGCUACUAUCAGCCACCAGCUGACACAAAGCAGUCACGAACACCCCGCCGCACACAACAACCCAAGACCCUGAACACGCCGGAGGACUCCACAUACUACACACUUAUUCAUAGGUCUGUCCAGGACGAUAAAAGGAGGCCACGGAAACAAAGCCCAAAAAAGUUGGACAAUGAUGACCAAUACUACCAGGGUUUGUCCAGCAGUAAAUCCACCAGCCUUCCCAAUGAAAGGCGCCGAUCGAGCAAGCGAAGGGCUUCUGAUGAAAGACGCUCCUCUGAAAGACCCCUCUCUGAUGUCCCCAAAUCUGAAAUCCCCAAAGACCCAAAGGAGAAGAGGCACUCAUUUUCUAAAAUGCCCUCUACAGAGAGUCAAAGCGAGGACAACCCCUACGACUACAGGAAGAUACUGAGGAAGACCUCCCAGAGACGAAGGCUAAUAACACAGCCAUAACCCUGAACAUCAUCUUCUUUAAAGACUUGUGUAAAUAUGUCAUUCCACACCCAUAAGACUGUCAUUCUUGCAUGGAACACAAAAGAAAACAUUUAGAAUAAUGCACCUGCUGCUCUUUUCCAUGUCAUUUCAAGCAUUAAGAAUGGAAGCUUUUGCUCUUCAAAAAGAACUCAGACUGUGUUUGGUUCAUCAAAGAUUCAUUCUUUUGAAUCAGAUGAGAUGAUUCGUUCCCAAAUCGAACUGAUCCAGCCGCAGCUCCCUAAAGGGGAAGAUUAUCAUUUUGGAGUUAUCUGUAUUUUUUUAAGUAGUACACAGGCUUUCUGUUCACUUACCAUUACCAUUUUGGUUUGUUUUCCCAAAGAACCUUUGCAAUAUUAAACAAAAACUGUAACACUUUACUUGAAGGGGUGUUCAUAAGACUACAUUAAGCCUUUAUAAUCAUGA